AUGAGUUUGAACGUGCAAACCCAGUUUCUUGUCGUGGGUGCCGGACCGGCGGGACUCGGCCUUGCGUGCUUUCUCGGACAACAUGGUCUCGAGGGGCUUGUUAUUUCUAAGGCCUCUGGUACCGCGGACACCCCUAGGGCUCAUUCAUUCAAUCCGUUCGCUUUCGAAUGUCUGCGCGACCUGGGAAUUGAGCACGAAGCUCUUCAGCAAUCAGUCCGUGGUCGUGCGUUUCAGUCAAUGCGCUGGUCCCGAAGUAUGAUUGGCGAAGAAUAUGCAAAGGUCCUCGGGUGGGCUGAGCAUCCGUCCUGCAUCGGAAACGCGUUCGGCGUCACCCCGUGUGAGUAUGCUGAGUUCUCCCAGUCAGAAUUGGAGCCUCUCCUAGUGCGGUAUGCUUCUCAUCACAAUUUCGACGUCCGGUUCUCUACCGAGUUGGUGGGUGUGCAGGAGUUAGGACGUGAUGACGCGCAGGCAGGAUACAUCUGCACUAUCCGGGACAAUAUCUCCCACAGUACCUUCCAGAUCCGCACUCAAUACCUCUUUGGCGCAGAUGGGGCAAGAAGCCAGGUGGCACGGCUGCUGGACUUCAAGUAUAUCAGCAAGCCGAGCGGUGGCAAGGCCUGCAACAUUCUGAUCCAUGCGGAUCUGACAAGUCAUAUGCAUGAGGACCGCCACGCUGCACUUCACUGGAUCUUGAAGCCCGAUCGCUCUUCAUUCUUCGGUCUCGUGGCGCAUCUGCGUAUGGUCCGUCCCUGGAAUCGGUGGGUGCUGGUAGGCUUUGGUCCAAAUGGUAGUGACCCGUUUGAGGGGUUGACGUCUCAGAGUCCCGAGCUAAUUGAUUGCAUACGGGACCUUAUUGGAGAUCAAUCUGUUGAUAUCGAGAUUCUGCAAAUGGAUCACUGGACUGUGCGUGAAAGUAUCGCUGAGGCUUACUCCAUUGACGAUACUAAUGUUUUCCUCCUUGGCGAUGCCGCACAUCGCCAUCCGCCAGCAUUCGGCUUGGGGAGUAACACCUGUGUCCAAGAUGCAUACAAUCUCGCGUGGAAGGUUGCCUACGUAUCAAAGGGCCUUGCAGGCCAUCAGCUGUUGCACUCAUACAGCAAGGAGCGCCAACCUGUCGGUGCUAUGCUUGUUCGGGAGGCUAACAAUGGCCUUCACGCGCAAAAGGACGUCUGGCAAUCAGUAGGAAUGUUUGCUGCCACCCCGGAAGAAGGAGCAAAGCAAUUGGCCAAGCUGUCUGAAGCCAGUGAUGAAGGGGCGGCGUAUCGCGAGAAGAUCCAGAAUGCCAUGAAGCGUAUAGAGACUGAGCUCCAUAGUUGGGGUGCGGCAUACAAUCAAUGGUACGAAUCAGCAGCGGUCCAUCUCGCAGAUGAGGAGCACAGCAGGCCAGAAUUGGAAGGCAAUCCGAUCUUGCAAGUUCAGGUUACAACUUACCCCGGAAGUCGACUCCCUCACGCUUGGUUGGAUAUUCCUACCCGCCGCAACAAAAUUUCGACUCAUGAUCUAGCUGGAAAAGGCGCAUUUUGCCUAUUCACUGGGAUCGGGGGUGAGGGUUGGAAAGAGGCAGCCAAAAAUAUCACCAAUUCAACCGGAAUUCCCAUCAAUGCGUAUGGUAUCGGCUUCGGCCUCGACUACAGUGACGUGCAUCGGGACUGGCAUGACAACCGGGGGGUUGAAGAAAGCGGUUGUGUUCUCGUCAGGCCGGACAGAUUUGUUGCUUGGAGAUCUAAGAAAGUUGUCCCUGACUGUCAAGGCAAGCUGAUGCAUGUCUUGAACUCGAUUCUCUGCAGAGAGCAGGUUUGA
This is a messenger RNA of Aspergillus bombycis, 1800 nucleotides long. RefSeq lists its product as uncharacterized. The coding region runs from base 1 to 1800 and encodes 599 amino acids. Gene Ontology annotation, molecular function: FAD binding. The record is from RefSeq and is a predicted model, not a curated record. The transcript has 4 exons. NCBI's taxonomy places the organism in Eukaryota, Fungi, Ascomycota, Eurotiomycetes, Eurotiales, Aspergillaceae.